Molecule: messenger RNA, 1569 nt
Organism: Prunus armeniaca (apricot)
Lineage: Eukaryota; Viridiplantae; Streptophyta; Magnoliopsida; Rosales; Rosaceae
Source: the annotation of a GenBank genome assembly
AUGCCAGACGCGGGCGAUUCCGAUCUCCUCUAUUGUUCUCGUAGGUACCAUCUGGUGGAUUGUUCUUCGUUGAUUCAUUCCUUUGAUUUGUUACCCAGCAAAUCAAACAUCAUUGGAAAUAUUCACAGUAGGCUUAAAGUUGAGGUGAAAGGAUGCCUCGUGAUUUGGCACGGUCGCAAUCACGGUCGCCUUCAUAUAGGCGAAGGCGUUCACCGUCUCCAGUGGGGCAUAGGGGUAGCAGGAGAAGCCGAAGAGACAGAAGCCGGUCUCCGUAUUCCUCGUAUUCUUAUAGCAGGUGAUGGGUGCCGUUGGGUGUCCUUUUGUUGCUCGAUUGUGACAUUUGCUUCUUCAUGUGAUAAAAGAUGGAGCACACAAAGGUUAUACUUAACAAUACGGAAAAGUCGUUCUAUCUCCCCUAAACGUCGUAAAAGUCGUUCUCCAACUCCAAGACGUCGUAAAAGUCGUUCUCCAACUCCAAGACGUCGUAAAAGUCGGUCUCCAGUCCUGAAGCGUUAUAAGAGACAAAGAAGUAGGAGCUCCUCAUUGUCUCCUAUUCGUAAAUCUUCUACUUCAAGUCUUGGAUUGUUGGAGCAGAAAAAUGCCAGUGAGAAAUUGAGAAAGGAAGAAGAAGAAGAGAAGAAAAGGCGGCAACAAGAAGCAGAAUUGAAACUGCUAGAAGAAGAGACUUCAAAGAGAGUGGAAGAAGCAAUACGUACAAAAGUUGAAGAGAGCUUGAACUCCGUGGAGAUUAGAGUGGAAAUACAGAGGCAGUUGGAGGAGGGACGGAAGAAGCUUCUUACUGAAGUUGCAGCACUACUUGAGAAAGAAAAGGAAGCAGCUCUUAUUGAAGCUAGAAAUAAGGAGGAACAAGCUCGAAAAGAGAAAGAAGAAUUGGAAGGGAUGCUUGAAGAGAACCGGAGGAGAGUAGAAGAAGCUCAAAGAAGGGAAGCUUUGGAGCAGCAGCGGAGGGAGGAGGAGCGGUACAGGGAGCUAGAAGAGCUCCAGAGACAAAAAGAAGAGGCAUUGCGAAGGAAGAAACAAGAGGAGGAGGAAGCACGGGUGAACCAAAUGAAAUUGUUGGAUUCUUUAUGGAACAUGGCUUCGAUCCGAUCAAUAUGUCUUGACUUGGUUGCACGUUUGUACCUUUCUUGUCUGACUGUCCCGUAUAGAAUGUCCAUCCGAAGCCUACGCAUGGAGAAAUCCUCCAAGGCGUUGUAUUCCUUUCGUAUGAGGUUUGCUCCUUCUCUUUGCUGCAAUCUUGCAACACUGAGUCGCCUUCCUUUCUCUGUCCUUGUGAUGCCUCAUGUGGCCAAGCCAAAGCUUUCAAUGGCGAACCCUUUUUCCACAUUACUUGCAGAGGCUUUCUUUCCCCUGAACCUUCAACCUUUCAGCAUGAAAUUGGCAAGACCUUUUGGUGGGUUGGAGAGCAGAGAGAUACUGAAGGAAGGAGCGGUGAAACAUCUUCGUACUGGUGGUGGUGUUAUUGCAGUUGAGCCGCCUGGAGAAGUUCAGUCCGAUAUGAUCCCUGUAACUGCUCCAGAUUUAGCUCUACUAAAGCUAGGAAAGUGA